This is a messenger RNA of Staurois parvus, 3283 nucleotides long. NCBI's taxonomy places the organism in Eukaryota, Metazoa, Chordata, Amphibia, Anura, Ranidae. The record is from the annotation of a GenBank genome assembly.
AUGGAGCCGCCGGCCGCUAAGAGGAGGUGUUCCGGCCUGAGCCCCCGUUAUAAACCGGACUCCCUGCUGGAUCUCAGUGCUAAAAAAGUGGCCGAGACCUGGGCCUUCGAGCAGGUAGAAGAACGGUUUUCCAGGGUCCCCGAACCCGUCCAGAAACGGAUCGUCUUCUGGUCAUUCCCACGCAGCGAGAAGGAGAUCUGCAUGUACUCCUCGCUGGGGUACCACCCUCCAGAUGGCGAACGCGACUCUCGGGUGCCCUUUAACCGCGGCCUGCAGCUCUUCCAGUCCGGAGCGGUGCAGCGAGUGCUACAAGUCGGUUUUCACCUCAGUGGGUCAGUCACAGAAGCGGGGGAACCAGAGCGAACCUACCAAGUAUCCAUUAGCUUUGACAGAUGCAAGAUCACAUCGGUCAGCUGCGGCUGCGAGAACAGAGACAUUUUCUACUGCGCACACGUGGUGGCGCUGUCCCUCCAUCGCAUCCGACGGGCGCGAGGGGUGGAGCUGAGGCUUCCUAUCUCAGAGACUCUGUCCCAGAUGAACAGGGACCAGCUUCAAAAGUUUGUGCAGUACCUGAUCAGCGAACAUCAUACGGAAGUGCUGCCGACCGCCCAGCGAUUAGCUGAUGAGAUCCUUCAACUGGGAUCUGAGAUAAACAGAGUGCAUGGAGCCCCAGACCCCACUGCUGGCGCAGGUCGAGAGGAUGACAACUGUUGGCAUUUAGAUGAGGAACAAAUUCAGGAGCAAGUGAAGCAGCUUCUGUCCAAUGGAGGGUAUUAUGGAGCGAGUAAACAGCUGCAAUCUAUGUUCAAUAAGGUAAGGGAGAUGUUGAGAAUGCGAGACUCCAAUGGAGCACGCAUGCUCAUCUUGAUGACCGAACAGUUUUUGGAGGACCCCCGCCUUGCACUCUGGAGGCAGCAGGGAGCUGGCAUGACUGACAAAUGUAGGCAGCUAUGGGAUGAACUAGGUGCAUUGUGGGUAUGUGUGGUUCUCAGCCCACACUGCCGCCCAGAGGAGAGGGAGUCUUGGUUGCAGCUGCUCCGACGAUGGAACGCACUGGAUAUUUGUCCGUUGGAAGAGGGGAACUAUUCACUGGAUGGUCCAGGAACACAGACGAUGCCUCAGAGUUCAACUGCAGGACAAGCUCCCCCGUCACCCCGUCAGACCGUUUUUUGCCCGGGCUCUCAAGGCUGGAGAGCUGCGCUGGAAUGAUCCCCACCUACAGAAAGUGCUGAAUGGAGAGACUGCCACUCCAGGUGCUGGAGUGAAGAACACCACUGACAAGCUGUCCUAUGACCCGCAAGGACGUCCGUUAUGGCUAGGAGACCAUUUCCCUGUGGCCUGCGCUCGCGUUGACGCACUUCGGUCCCACGGGUAUCCGCAGCAGGCUCUGAGGCUGGCUGUCUCUGUGGUGAACACCAUGAGGCUUCAGCGACAACAUCAGAUGGAGGGAUUGAAACAGCAGAGAAAAGAGCUGCAGAUGAAAGGUAGCACCACUCUUACCAAUCUGGAGGGGUGGAUUGGCCACCCACUGGAUCCAAUUGGCUGUCUCUGCAGGACCUUCUUAGAAGCCAGUUUGCCCGAAGAUGAAGGACCAGCGCCCUUCCCAGAAAUAGGCGGGGAGCAGAGGAAGGUUAUGUACCAACAUGUCCCAGUUCUUGGAGGAUCCCAGUCUGGAGAGUCUCUGCUCUGCUUGGCACUGGAAGUGGCCCUCAUGGGCUUGGGGCAGCAACGAGCAAUGCCGGAGGGACUGUAUGCACAGGACAAGCUGGUGCGAAGUGAAGAACAGAUCAUAGGACUGCUGGGUACAUUAGAAAUGGGGGAGAGGCUGGUGCAAGUCCUGAGGAAGCAGGCGAUGCUGCUUUUAGAAGGUGGUCCAUUCAGUGGUUUUGGUGAGGUGAUCUAUAGAGAGAGCGUUCCCAUGCAUACAUUUGCUCGCUUCCUAUUUACGGCUUUACUUCCACAUGACUCUGACUUGGCCUAUCGAGUUGCUUUACGGGCUAUGAGGCUGCCUGUGCUGGAGUCAGUCCUUCCUCCUCAUGGCUCAGACAUCAUGCCAUUGGACUCCAUGCUGACCAGUCGCUUCCCCCGCUGGUUUAUUUUGGGCCAUCUGGAAACACGACAAUGCGAGCUAGCGUCAGCCAUGUUGACUACUGCCAAAGGAGAUCCUAAGUGGCUUCACACAGUCCUGGCCUCCAUCCAGCAGCACAUCCAUUCCCCAGCUCUGCUCUUCAAGCUGGCCCAGGACGCUUGUAAGACUGCAACACCCCCCAACUCUCCUCCUGACACCACCCUGCUGAACAUCUCUCUGGAGCUGGGAUUACAGGUUAUGAGGAUGACAUUGACCACUCUGACAUGGAGACGAAGGGAAAUGGUGCGUUGGCUGGUGUCGUGUGCCACAGAAAUUGGCGCACAGGCUCUGAUCAGCAUCAUGCAGAAUUGGUACACCCUCUUCACUCCCAUAGAAGCCACCAGUAUUGUUGCUGUGUCCUGCACGUCCCCGGCCACCCUCCUCCGUUUCAGCACAGACCCCAGACAACGAGAAGAACUCUGUUCAUGUGCCCGGGCACUGGCCCUGCAGUGCGCCAUGAAGGACCCGCAGAGCUGUGCACUGCCUGCGCUGACUCUGUGUGAAAAGGACCAUACAUCGUUUGAGGCAGCCUACCAAAUUGUAUUGGACAGUGCAAGCUCUGGCCCUGGUGCCCACUCUCACCUGUUUACCGUUGCCCGUUACAUGGAGCACCGUGGUCUGCCCAUGAGGGCGUUUACCCUUGCAACGCUGGCCCUAUCCAACCUAAACAUUGGCUUCAGCCAGGAUUCCCAUCCAGCAGUCAGCGACGUCCUGUGGGCUUGUUCCUUGGCACACUCUUUGGGUAAAGUGGAGCUGAGCACCGUGGUGCCCCUAGUCAUCAAAAGUGUACAGUGUGCCCCGGUCCUCUCUGACAUACUGCGCCGCUGUAGUCUGGCCCCUCCUGGCUUAGCCCAAUCUCUUUCUGCUGCUAAUGCCCCACGGGGUAGAGGAACAGGACCCCGGGCUGAUAAGCCACCCCUCUGCCAGCUUCUGGAAGCCGCCGUUGGAGCAUACAUCAGCACCACGCACUCCCGUCUUACACACAUCAGCCCGCGCCAUUAUGGAGAAUUUAUAGAGUUCCUGGCCAAGGCACGAGACACUUUCCUGUUGGCACCAGACGGGCAUCGGCAGUUUUCCCAGUUUCUGGAUAAUCUUAAGCAGACUUACAAGGGGAAGAAAAAAUUAAUGCUUUUGGUAAGAGAGAGAUUUGGCUGA